Aphis gossypii (cotton aphid) is the source of this 2217-nucleotide messenger RNA. RefSeq lists its product as uncharacterized. Gene Ontology annotation, molecular function: zinc ion binding. The record is from RefSeq and is a predicted model, not a curated record. The coding region runs from base 31 to 1953 and encodes 640 amino acids. NCBI's taxonomy places the organism in Eukaryota, Metazoa, Arthropoda, Insecta, Hemiptera, Aphididae. The transcript is spliced from 11 exons.
UUUAGAGGAUUAUUUUUUCAAAAUAACAUAAUGAAAAAUAAUUUUGCUGCAUUUCCCGAGAUAGUGUUUUUGGAUGGUACCUAUAAACUACUGAAUUUUAAUGGUAUUGUAUAUUUAUUUUUGGUAGAAGAUUCAGUUGGAAGCUCAGAAAUAGCAGGUGUGGGUAUACUAGUUGGUGAAGUAAAACAAUACAUUGAUUGGCUUAUUUCUUCAUUUAAAAUAAAAAAUGAAAACAGCAAUUUAAUAAAUUCAUUUAUGACCGAUAAAGAUGAGAAUAUGAGAAACGUUUUAAAUUCUCAUUUUCCAGAAGCAAACCUUAAUUUAUGCAAAUUUCAUGUAUUUCAAAUUUUUAAAAGAGAAAUCACUACAACCAAAUUAGGAAUAAACCCAACAGAGAAGUCUGUAUCAUUGGAAUACUUACAAAAAAUAUCUUAUUCAAAAUCUCCUGAAGAAUAUAAUGAUAACUAUGAAAUAAUGACUGAACUUUUACCUAUACAAGUAAUGCAAUACUAUAAUUUAAAUUGGCAUCCUAUUAAAAAACAAUGGGUGGAUGGAUUUAUAAGUAAAAAUUUUUUGAAUUUUACCAACAAUCGAACUGAAUCACUUAAUCGUAAUCUAAAAUCCAUUAUUAAAAAAUUAAGCUCCCUCCAAGAAUUUCUUGAAAAUUUAUUUGUAGAACUACAGAUUGAAAGAACUGAAAGAGAUCACAGAGCUAUGAAAACAAUUCAUAAACUGCCUGUAAUAAAUUCAACUAUUGCUCCUAUCAAAAUCUAUUCAAACAUUUUAACUCAAUUUGCUUUUGAUCUUGUAGAAAAAGAGUAUUUAGCUAGUAUCAAUAUAAAAAAUAAUAAUGAUACAAAUUUAAAUAUCACGGACUUGAAUUGCUCUUGUACAUUCAAUCGUAAUAUGGGAUUACCAUGCCGACAUAUUUUCAACAUGAGAAUUAAUAAAAAACUAGACAUUUUUGAUGAACAAUUAUGUAUACCAAGGUGGACAAAAAAAUAUUUGCUAGAAAAACAAAAUGUAUUUCAACUAUUAAAUAAUGAAGAUCAUUUGCAAGAAAGUUUAAUAAAAGUGAUGCCUACAUUACGUGCUCCAAAAUCAACAUUUGAAAAAUAUAAACAUGCCUCAUUAUUUACCAAUCAACUUUCUAAACUUAUCUCCGAAGUUGGCCAAAAAGCUUUUAAUUAUAGAAUUGAAAUUGUGAAACAAAUAUUGAAAAUAUGGGAAAGUAAUAAGGAGUUCAUUGUUAUACCAAUUGAUGAAGAUGCUCGUAAUCAAAGGAUUCAAAUAACAGAUGAACCUCUAGAUGAACCAGUUAUGAAUUUUGAAAAAAAUGUUAUUGAAAAUGAUCAAACAGAAUUGAUUUUCACAAAUGUAAAGUGCAAUAAUGAAAUUAGUUUGCCAAACGUAAAAGAGCAGGUACACUUACACCAGUCAAUUGGUGUAGAUGCUCAUAAUCAAAGGAUUCAAAUAACAGAUGAACCUCUAGAUGAACCAGUUAUGAAUUUUGAAAAAAAUGUUAUUGAAAAUGAUCAAACAGAAUUGAUUUUCACAAAUGUAAAGUGCAAUAAUGAAAUUAGUUUGCCAAACGUAAAAGAGCAGGUACACUUACACCAGUCAAUUGGUGUAGAUGCUCAUAAUCAAAGGAUUCAAAUAACAGAUGAACCUCUAGAUGAACCAGUUAUGAAUUUUGAAAAAAAUGUUAUUGAAAAUGAUCAAACAGAAUUGAUUUUCACAAAUGUAAAGUGCAAUAAUGAAAUUAGUUUGCCAAACGUAAAAGAGCAGGUACACUUACACCAGUCAAUUGAUGUAGAUGCUCAUAAUCAAAGUAUUCAGUUAACAGUUUCUUCCUCAUCAAAUCCAUCUAAAUUUAAUCAGGAACAAGAAACUAAAAAAAUUGAUCUUUCUCAGAUUAAAAUACCAGUUAUUAAAAGAAGAGAUAUAAGUUAAUAUUAUCCUGGUUCUGUAGUACUAAUGUUGUUGAUAAAGUCAUGAACAUGGGUUGGAAAAUAAGCGAACAUGACGUAUCUUCAGAUGUACCUGAUACAAUCAUCGACGAAAUGGUUGAUUUAUAUCAAGUUAAAGAUUAUUUUUUGCCUUGUGGUUGGAAAAAGGUACAAAAUAUUGUAGCAAAAAAAAAAAGCUCUCAUAAUUUAUGGCUAUGUCCAAUAUGCAACAAAAAAUGUAUAAGCAACACAAUAAGUUGUGACCACU